Messenger RNA from Parnassius mnemosyne (clouded apollo), 807 nucleotides. Lineage: Eukaryota; Metazoa; Arthropoda; Insecta; Lepidoptera; Papilionidae. The record is from the annotation of a GenBank genome assembly.
AUGCAGAUACUGCAAGAACAGAAUCCUUUUAUCAAUAAGACCAAAAACAUGAACGUUAAUAUAUCUAUACGGGAUGUGUCCUCACAUAACUUCGAAGUUAAAGAAAAACAGUCUUCAGAUGCCUCCUUGCGGUUGAUGCAUCCGGUAGCUAGCGGAGACAAUGUGGCCACAGAUCUGAACGCCAGUCAAAAAUUUAAAGAGGAGUUGCCUACACUCGUACCUUGUUGUGAGGGCAAAGAAUUGCAGAUAAAUCAAGAUUUGGUACGAAGUGGACUUUCGGCAAUCUCCAUGAAACAUGAAAACGUUAUCCAUUGUCUGAGCAUGUCGCAGACGUCCGAGAGAACACAGAUGCAUCCACCGGGACUGGUAAAGCACCGAAACUCGUUCCGUUCACUUCAUCGUCCGGACCUUAAACGGGUACCUUACCUUCGACGAAUGACUCCUGACGAGUUGGAAAUGCUGUUCCGUGGCUAUGCUGAUCUACCUACCAAUGGAUCUGCUAUAACUGGCAAUAGCACGCUUUGUACAGUAUCGGACGUUCGUCCUACCACAGACGAAAUUCCAGUCGGCAUGCGUCUGCAUGGUGCACGUGCGAGACUAUACACGUCCGUUCUGGCUGGUGCCAAGGCCGGGGAUCAACCUGACAACACAUCGAAUGCAGAAGAGUACGACACCACUGUUCCCGAAAUAGCAGUACCUGAAGAUGAAGUACAAUUGAACGAGGAAUUACAAAUCAUUCUACCUCCGCGCUGUGACGAUACUGUCGAAUCUACAACCACCACCUCCUCAGAAAACAACGCAAAUUAG